Messenger RNA from Symbiodinium pilosum, 717 nucleotides. The record is from the annotation of a GenBank genome assembly. Lineage: Eukaryota; Dinophyceae; Suessiales; Symbiodiniaceae.
GUCGUCACUGGCAAGGCAGCACCAUCAGCUCCACCAAAAGCAGUUGCUGAUGCGUGGGACGCUUUCGAUGACCUGGAGGCGGGGCACCAAGAUGCCGACACCGAGUCCAUGUACGAGCCUGGCGCGCAGGCGCCAUCCGCGCCCGGAUCGGCUGACGUGAGGGACGCCUUCGAUGCUGUGGAGGCGCAGGACAGGGCAGCUGACGCAGAGUCCAUGUACGAGCCUGGAGCAAAGGCCAGCACUGCUACAGCAGCCACUGGAACGCCGCCAAAGGCAGUUGCUGAUACGUGGGACGCUUGCAAUGAAGUGGAGGUCGGCAGCCGUAUUGCAGCGCCUUCACAGCCACCAAAAUCAGUCGAUGCCGUCGAGGCCGGUACUGACAUGGCGGCUUCUUCCGAGCCACCAAAGGCGGCUGCCGACGCAUGGGACGCCUUCGAUGCCUGGGAGGCUGCCGACUUGCAUCAGAACAAGCCCCAACAUCCUGACAAUGAUGGGAAGGGCCUGUGUAAGUUCGACGUGGAGGCAUUAGAGAAGCUUUCCAUGCAGUCGCAGCUGGUUGCCUUGGGGCUACUCUCUGAAGAUGAGGAGAUGUCUGAUCACGAGCGCCUGGAGGAAAACGUGCACAAGCAGCCCAUCUCAUUGCCUGCUGCUCCGGAGGCUGCAGUCAACCUCGACGAGCUCGAGGACAUGGAAAUUGUCUCCAAUGCCAGUGAUGAC